Messenger RNA from Cornus florida, 5883 nucleotides. RefSeq lists its product as uncharacterized. The transcript has 4 exons. The coding region runs from base 439 to 5646 and encodes 1735 amino acids. The record is from RefSeq and is a predicted model, not a curated record. NCBI's taxonomy places the organism in Eukaryota, Viridiplantae, Streptophyta, Magnoliopsida, Cornales, Cornaceae.
AAUAAAUUCUAGUUUAGAAGAGCCGUUGAUAGAUAACAAUUCCUCUCUCUCUCUCUCUUCAAGUCUCUAGGCUAUCCCUCCCCCUUAUCGUCUCCCGUUCUCACUUUCUCGCUCUACAUUCAUAGAUUUUCCACACAGAAUACACAGAAGUCUGGAGAGAGAAAACUCCAAGGGAAAAUAGAACCAGGCGGACGGCACUUGUUCUUCAUCUUCUUCAAACCCUGUUUUCCUAGGGCACACAAAAGUACUGCCCCAUCUUCUCUGAUUAAUAAUUUAUCUUCCAUGCGUGAUAUCUCCAUUUCCAGCUCUGUUCAAUUGGCUUUUUGUUCGUCGUUGUGGGAUUCGAAACCCUAGAUCGCGGCGGUGUGUCCUUCGUGCUGUUGAUCGGUGAAUUUUGUGUGUGGUGUUGCGCCUCAUGCUAUAGAGUGGUGGAUUUUGAUGCCGCCGGAGCCAUUGCCUUGGGAUCGGAAGGACUUCUUCAAGGAGAGGAAGCACGAGAGGUCGUCGGACUCCCUAGGGCCUGCGUCGAGAUGGAGGGAGACUUCUCACCACGCAUCGUCGUCGGCGCGGGAUUUCAUCCGCGGUGGAUCUGCCGAGUUCCGCAGCAGAACUCAAGGUCAUGGUAAGCAGGGUGGUUGGCACCUGUUCUCUGAAGAAAUUAAUCAUGGGUUCACUCAAUCUCGGUCGAUGGAGAGAAUUCCGGAUGAUGAGAGCUGCCGGCCAUCUGGGUCACGCGGUGAUGGAAAGUACAGCCGGAACAGCAGAGAGCCUCCAUCCUUUAGCCAGAAGGACUGGAGAGGUCACUCUAGGGAAACCGGUGCGUCACCUAAUGGUCCGGGCAGGCCACACGACUUGAGUGAUCAGAGGUCAGUCAACGAUAUGCUAACAUACAACUCGCAUCCUCAUUCUGACUUUAUAAACACAUGGGAUCAAAUCAAAGACCAGAAUGAUAAGAUCGAUGGUGUCAAUGGCUUGGGCACAGGCCAGAGAUCUGAUAGAGAGAAUUCGCUGGGCUCGAUUGAUUGGAAGCCUCUUAAAUGGACCCGUUCUGGAAGCUUGUCCUCGCGGGGUUCCGGUUUCAGCCAUUCAAGUAGCUCAAAAAGCAUUGGAGUGGAUGUCAGUGAAUCAAAGACUGAGGUACAGCCCAGGAAUGUGACCCCGUUGCAGUCCCCUUCAGGGGAUGCUGUUGCAUGCGUGACAUCUGCUCCUCCGUCCGAAGAGACGAACUCCAGGAAAAAGCCACGCCUUGGAUGGGGUGAGGGGCUGGCAAAGUAUGAGAAGAAGAAAGUUGGAGGCGUUUAUGAUAGUGCAACCAAAAAUGGAACAGCUGUCCUUGGUGGCACAGAAUCCAUUCAUUCUCAUAUCUCAAACUUGGCUGAUAAAAGCCCUGGAAUUACAGGUUUCUCAGACUGUGCAUCCCCUGCUACUCCCUCCUCAGUUGGUUGCAGUUCCUCACCAGGUAUUGAGGAGAAGCCAUUUGUCAAGGUAGCGAGUAACGAUAAUGAUACUAGUAACUUAAUUGAUUCUCCGAGUCUUGUUUCUUGGAGCCAUCUUGAUGGAUUAGCUUUUAAUCUAGAGAAUGUGGAGCUCACUCCAAUUAUUAAUUUGAGCACUUCGCUUAGCGAAUUGCUACAGUCUGAUGAUGUGAACUUGGUAGAUUCUAGUUUUGUGAGAUCCACUGCAAUGAACAAGUUGCUAGUGCUGAAAGGUGACAUUUCAAAGGUACUGGAGACGACUGAAUCUGAAAUUGAUUUGCUUGAAAAUGAAUUGAAAUCUUUGAUUUCUGAUUCUGGAAAUAAUCGUCCUUGUCCGGCAUCAUCAAGUUCUUUGCCUAUAGAAGGUCAAGCAAAACCUUGUGAACAAUUAGUUGCGGCCUCUAUGUCAAUUCCUAGACCUGCUCCCUUGCAGCUUGUUUCUUCUGGAGAUAUGAUUGUGGAGAAGGCAGUUGGUGUAUUGGAAGAAGAAAAUGCUGAAGUUAAAGAUGAGGAUGUUGAUAGUCCAGGCACUGCUACGUCUAAAUUUAUUGAACCUACUUCUUCAGUGAAGGCUGCCUCCAUAUCUAAUAUGGGAAAACGUGGUGAAUGUUCUGGUGUUUUGGAGCAAAGUAGAUUUAAAAGCUUGGAAAUGAAAUACUUAGUGUAUGGUUCCAAUGAGCAAAAGAAGGAAGGUGCAUCUGCUUCUGUGGAUGGUAGUCGUCUUAUACCUAGCAAAAGUUGUGUCCCUCUUUAUACUGACGAGAGUUUAAAUUGCUAUAGGGAGGCUAGCAGAUUAUCUGAUUUAAUAUUGGCUUCCAACAAAGAUUCCUCAAACAGAGCUUCCAAUGUAUUUAAUAAGCUAUUGCCAUCCAAUCAAUGUAUUGAUAUUCCAACAGCUACCAGUAUCUCUUGCUGUCAGAACGACUCAUUGGUUAAGGAAAAGUUUGUCACAAGGAAGCGCUUUUUAAAAUUUAAGGAGAGGGUCAUCACCCUCAAAUUCAGGGCAUUCCAGCAUCUCUGGAAAGAAGAUAUGCGCCUGCUUUCUACGAGGAAAUAUCGUGCAAAACCUCAGAAAAAGUUUGAAGCACGUACAGCACAUAGUGGCCAUCAGAAGAACCGGUCCUCUUUUCGUUCUCGGUUUUCAUCUCCUGCUGGGAAUUUGAGUCUGGUCCCCACCACAGAGAUAGUUAAUUUUACGAACAAGUUACUUUCAGAUUCCCAGGUCAAACUUUUCAGGAAUUCACUGAAGAUGCCAGCUUUGAUCUUGGACAAGAAAGAGAAGAUUUCGAGGUUCAUUUCAAAUAAUGGUUUAGUGGAAGAUCCCUCUGCUGUUGAGAAGGAAAGGGCUAGGAUCAACCCUUGGACACCAGAAGAGAAGGAAGUUUUUAUGGAUAAGCUUUCAACUUUUGGGAAAGAAUUCAAGAAAAUUGCUUCUUUUCUAGAUCACAAGACAACUGCUGAUUGUGUUGAGUUUUACUACAAAAACCACAAGUCAGAUUGUUUUGAGAAGACAAAGAAGAAGCCGGAUUUUGAAAAGAAAGGAAAGUCCUAUCCUACUAAUGGUUACCUGGUCACAUCUGGGAAAAGAUGGAAUCGUGAGAUGAAUGCUGCAUCCCUUGAUAUGUUGGGUGAGGCUUCAGCAGUUGCAGCUAAUGCUGAUGAUGGUAUGGAAAAUCAGCUAAAAGGUACAGCAAGGUGGGCGUUUGGUGAUUACAAAACACCUAGGGGUGAUAAUGGCAUCUUAGAUAGGUCAAGUAGUCUCAGUAUCUUUGGUAAUGAAAGGGAAACUGUGGCUGCUGAUGUGCUGGCUGGUAUCUGCGGUUCCUUGUCAUCAGAAGCAAUGAGCUCUUGCAUCACAAGUUCUUUUGACCCUGGAGAGGGCUAUCAGGAGUGGAAGUGCCAAAAGGUUGGUUCUUUGAUGAGACGACCAUUGACAGCCGAGGUUACACAGAAUAUUGAUGACGAGACUUGCUCGGAUGAUAGUUGCGGGGAGAUGGAUUCUACUGCUUGGACAGACCAGGAGAAGUCUAUCUUUGUACAGGCUGUGUCAUCCUACGGUAAAGAUUUCACAAGGAUCUCACGGUGUGUCAGAACAAGGUCUAGGGAUCAAUGCAAGAUAUUUUUUAGUAAGGCACGGAAAUGCCUUGGAUUGGAUAUGGUUCGUCCUAGGCCUGGCAAUGAAGGUAUGCCUGUGAGCGAAGAUACUAAUGGGGGUGGGAGUGAUGCUGAAGAUGCUUGUGUUGUGGAGACUGGUACAGUUAUCUGCGGUGACAAAUCAGGAUUUAAGUUGGAUGAGGACAUGAAGCCUGACUUGAACAUGAACCAUGAAUCUGAUCCUGUGGCAACCUUGAAUUUUCAGACUGAUAUGAAAAUUUUAGAGGAUUAUGUGAGAGGAGAACUGGAUUGUAAAGGUCCUGUGAAUGCAGUUGUUGAUGACUGUCAGUUAGAGGGUAAGCUGCAGCUAGAUUUUGAUGGAGACAGCAAUGUAGAGACUGGUGCUGAUGGCAAGCAUGUUUCAGUGCAGGCCCAUGGAAUCACAAUUUCAUCCUCUGAUAAGGAUGCUGGACAGGAGGGCAAUCGUUUGAAUCCAUCAGUAUCUGUUGAAGAGGGAAAUGAUCACUGCCUGUCCAUAUGUGCCGAAAUUAAGAGUGAAGCUCUUGUGGAGGUGGUAUCUGCCGUGCCUCUUGGAACAGAAACAGAAGGAAAGCAAGUAAUGCCAAUGCAAGGUGAUAACAGUGAUGCCAAUGCAAGAGGUGUAAAUGCCUUAGAUUGCACCUUUCAAGAUUCAGGUACAAGUGAGAACACUUCUUCUCAUCUUGCUGCGAAUAUUAAUUCUUCUUCGGGAUUUGCUGUUAGUCCCAAACACAAGCCGGAGAUUGCCCUGGAGUUGGAUUCCAUACAUAGUGCUCAUGUCAUCUCAUUGCAGCCGGAUAGUUGUCUUGUGACUCUGAAUUCUACACCCCAAGAUUCUGCUGUAAGUCGAUAUGAGAUUACUCUUAACCACCAAGAUCCAUUAACAACUGUUGAUCCUCAAAAGAUCAAAGAUGAGCAGUGUCAAAUAUCUACUAGUGCGAAUGAUUAUUCCCAUCCCCAGCAUCUGUCUGAAGAUUCUUUUUCAGAGCCUGUUGAAUCGUCCCAGAUUGUCAGGGAUUAUCCGUUGCAGGUGUCAGUGAAAAAAGAGAUGAAUGGGGAUAUUAGUUCCAAAAAACCAGCUUCAUUUCAAAGCCUUCCAAAGAAUUUCCACUCUGAUCAGUAUUUAUCACAGGAUUACUAUCUUCGGAAGUGUAACAAUUCAAAAGCUCACAGUUUGGUGGCUGAGCUUCCAUCUCAAGAACAAAAAAGGGAUCAGUCAAGGCCCAUCUCACAGAGUUUAUCAGAUGUGGAGAAACCUUGCAGGAAUGGUGACGUGAAACUUUUUGGUCAGAUUCUAACUCAUCCCUCAUCUCAGCUGAAGCCGAAUCCUAGUACCCAUGAGAAUGAAGACAAGGGGAAUCAACAUCCUAAGUUAAGCAGCAAGUCUUCUAACCCAAAAUUUUCUGGUACUCAUAGCUUAGAUGCAAACUUUGUUCCAACAAGAUUUGAUCGUAAUAAUUAUUUGGGCCUUGAGAAUCUUCCCAUGAGGAGUUACGGUUUUUGGGAUGGGAAUAGAAUACAAACAGGAUUUUCUUCGUUGCCUGACUCCGCUAUCCUGCUGGCAAAAUAUCCUGCUGCAUUUGGUAAUUACCCAACAACCUCAGCAAAAAUGGAGCAGCCAUUGCAUUCUGUUGUAAAGAGUACUGAAUGCAAUGUGAAUGGUGUCUCAGUUUUUCCAAGAAGGGAGAUCGGUAGCAAUGGAGUGACGGAUUAUCAAACGUACAGGAACCGAGAUGGUACCAAAGGGCAGCCAUUCACAGUGGAUAUGAAGCAGCGGCAGGACUUGUUAUUCUCCGAGAUGCAAAGACGAAAUGGUUUUGAUGCAGUUUCAAGUAUACAACAGCAAGCGAGGGGGAUGGUUGGAAUCAAUGUUGUAGGUAGAGGAGGGAUUCUUGUUGGAGGAGCAUGCACCGGUGUUUCGGAUCCUGUGGCAGCCAUCAAAAUGCACUAUGCUAAAGCUGAACAGUACAGUGGGCAAGCGGGGGGCAUCAUCAGUGAGGAGGAUUCUUGGAGGGGUAAGGGGGACAUAGGCAGGUAGCAGAAUGUUUAGAAUGGGCCUCUUUUAGCAGCGGCCUUUUAGCGGCAAAUGUAUUCCUUUGCCGUGUUGUAUAAUAGUUUUUGCAACUCCAAUGCAGCAAGCAAGCAAUGAUAGGAAAUUAAAUCCGUCUUUUUGGGCAAAAGAAUGGUAGGUGUCUGUAAUAUUGCCAUAGCUUUGUAUUUGUUGUAUUUGAUGGAAGUACAGAAAUAAUCUUUCAAAGUUUGGGAGAUGGGAAAA